CUAUAACAUUGGGAAGAACGGAACGUCUUGAUGACCUUUUGACCUUUGGUGGAUCAAAUGCGCGUCUCCAGCGGUCUGUACUGCAUUUGGUGACGAGUUCACACAGAUGCAUGUGUUCCCCUGGGAGUGAAGGGGCUCAGCGUCCCAUCAGGGUGUCACUGUCUAACAGUUCCCCCAGCUUGGUGGAGCCCGAUUUGCGCGGUUGGCAGAUCGGCCGGGAGAGGCUGGUUGGAAGUUUUAAGUUGCUGUGCCAGGGGACGUUUGGGCCCAUUUACCAAGGCCAACUCGCACCCAUCGGAGAGGGGAAGGAGAGGCCUGUCGUCCUGAAGGAACUGAACGCGUCGGCCGAUCGCUCCCAGGCUCAGCAGUUCCUGGCCCGUGGCAAGUUCCACGUUCUCCUGGGGAGCCACCCCAACAUCGUGGAGUUCCUGGGCUCCAGCAGUGACCGUUCGCCCCUCUACCUCGUGCUGGGCCACAUGAACCGAGGCUGCCUCCUGCACUUCCUCUGGACGUGUCGUAAGGUACCGGGAGCCGGGUUUUCGGUUGCGGGGGGGAGCGCGGAGCCGUAUCGGGAGCGUUGGAGGCGCAGGGAGCGCCGUAGCAGGGACUUACGAGCCAGGCACGUUGGCCGUCCGCUCCAGAACUUCCUCCAUUCCCAGGGGCUGGUCCAUGGGGAUGUAGCAGCUCGGAAUCUCUUGAUCCAAGAUGAUCUCCACGUGCGGCUCACCGGAUUGCAGAUUCCCUUCGAGAUCCAGAGGCUGGGGCUGGUCACCUCUCAUCACAACGUCCCCCUCAAGUGGCAGGCCCCUGAGACCCUCAUGAGGAAACCCCUCACUCCCUACUCCGAUACGUGGUCUUUUGGAGUCCUGCUGUACGAACUCAUCACUCUGGGUUCGCCACCCUACCCUGAUGUAGCGCCCAGUUCCAUCCUACAGUACCUCCAGAGGGGACGCCGGAUGCCUCAGCCCCCGAAUUGUAAAUCCCCUCUGUACUCCGUGAUGAAACAGUGCUGGCAGUGGAGGUUCGAGGCUCGGCCCAGUGCCCUCGAACUCAGGAAGCGCCUCCUCACUCAGCUGGAGCGAGCAAACAACUCGGUCGUCCUGCGAGUGGCCACGAGGGUUGAGCCAGAGGAAUAUCAUGGCCUGGCCGGGACGUGGGCCCUGGACUACACUGUCCUGUAGGGCG
This is a messenger RNA of Rhincodon typus (whale shark), 1185 nucleotides long. Its product is annotated as tyrosine-protein kinase STYK1-like. Gene Ontology annotation, biological process: multicellular organism development; protein phosphorylation; positive regulation of kinase activity. The transcript is spliced from 7 exons. Gene Ontology annotation, cellular component: signaling receptor complex. The record is from RefSeq and is a predicted model, not a curated record. Lineage: Eukaryota; Metazoa; Chordata; Chondrichthyes; Orectolobiformes; Rhincodontidae. The annotation marks the transcript as partial. Gene Ontology annotation, molecular function: transmembrane receptor protein tyrosine kinase activity; ATP binding.